CAUCUGCACUAACCUUUUGUUUGCUUCUGUUACUUCAGCAAAAAGAUACCUGGCAAGUAUUUAAGAUGGAAAAGGAGCUUGUUCCGUCCCCAAACAGGACCUACAGAUAUAAUCCAACUUUAGGAGCCUCCUCCCAUUCCAGCCGCAUUCCAGGCCUCUCUACAUGCUCCCCUGCAGCUGGAAGACUGCAGGCACUCAGCCCAAUCCUGAAAAAGGAAACCUGCCUCAAUUCUUUUAUACAGGACUCCCCAAAACAGGCUCCUUUGGCAAAAGGCAGAGGAAUUCCCAGACCAAAUUUCAGGCCUGGGCCCCCCAAACCUCCACGUAGCCAUGAGAUCCUCACAUCCUGCCAUCUUCCCACAACAUCCCAGCCUCUUCACAGCACAGCAGCCAAUGGUCUGGAAGCACGAAAACUAAGCUCUCUAUCAUUUACCCUGCACCAGAGCAGCAGCCCGCCUCCACCUGGCCGGCAGCUCCUUUUGCACUCAAUGACCAGGAAGGAAUUCCAGAAGAUUCCUCUGAGAAAGGAUGCUCUGGGGAAAAGAGCAGGGCUGCCUUUACCAAGCCCUCUGUCACCUUCUGGAUUACAAACCAUGCAGCAAAGCAUACUGGAGAGCUCUGCUCAUGCAGAUGCCGCAGACCCCUGCUGCAGAGAUGAAAAUCAUGUCGGAAGCACAGAAAUACCAAGUUCCCAGAAAAAUGCAGUCCCUCCUAGCUCAUCAUCCUCACCUUCUGAACCACAACCAGAAACCAUACCAAAAUCCGCUAUGGAUGAUGCUCUGAAGGAAACUGUUCAGGGGGACCUUUUCCCUAAUGACAGAUUUGGUGCUCCAAAAGACAUGGAUACACCACAAGGCUUGGCUGGAUCACAAAAGAUGGUACUUUGCUGUCCUCAGGAGGUUCUGGAGGACCAAGGAAUGGUGGACAAUCUUCUUCAGGCAGAUUCCAUCAUGUCUCCUCCUGAGACAAAUACCACCAACUUUGAAUGCCCUGCAGACACCAACCCAGAAGCAGCCAUGUCUGAGCUGGUGCCAGAACCCCGGCAAAAACCAGCAGUGCCAAUGAAGCCUGUUGGUAUUAAUUCAAACCUUCUGGGAUACAUCGGGAUUGACACCAUCAUAGAACAAAUGCGCAAGAAGACCAUGAAAACUGGAUUUGACUUCAACAUCAUGGUUGUAGGCCAAAGUGGAUUAGGCAAGUCGACACUUGUAAAUACCUUAUUCAAAUCCCAAGUGAGUCGCAAAUCUUCAGGUUGGAACCGUGAGGAAAAGAUCCCUAAGACAGUUGAAAUCAAAGCAAUUGGACAUGUUAUUGAAGAAGGUGGUGUGAAAAUGAAGCUGACAGUGAUUGACACCCCUGGAUUUGGUGACCAGAUUAACAAUGAAAACUGCUGGGAACCAAUUGAGAAAUACAUCAACGAACAGUAUGAAAAAUUCCUGAAGGAGGAGGUGAAUAUUGCAAGAAAGAAACGAAUCCCAGACACCAGAGUCCAUUGUUGCCUCUACUUUAUCUCUCCAACAGGUCACUCCUUGCGACCUUUGGAUAUGGAAUUCAUGAAACACUUGAGCAAAGUCGUGAACAUAAUUCCAGUUAUUGCCAAGGCAGACACAAUGACUCUAGAGGAGAAAACAGAGUUCAAACAGAGGGUCCGCAAAGAACUAGAAGUAAAUGGAAUUGAGUUUUAUCCCCAGAAGGAAUUUGAUGAGGACCUUGAAGAUAAGACAGAGAAUGACAAAAUCAGGCAGGAAAGUAUGCCAUUUGCAGUUGUGGGCAGUGACAAAGAAUACCAGGUGAAUGGAAAAAGGGUCCUGGGAAGGAAGACACCCUGGGGAGUCAUUGAAGUGGAAAAUCUCAACCAUUGUGAAUUUGCUCUACUGCGGGAUUUUGUCAUUAGGACCCACCUUCAAGACUUAAAAGAAGUAACUCACAACAUCCACUAUGAAACGUACAGGGCCAAACGACUCAAUGACAAUGGGGGACUUCCACCAGUGACCGUAGAGACAGAAGAAAAUCAUGAAAGUAACCUGUAAAUGAACUGUCUUGUUAGCCACUGUCUCAGAAUUAUGUCCACUACCCCCAUCUCUUGAUUUGAAUUCAGGCCUCUUGUUGAAGCAUGUGGGAUACCUUUUAUGUGUACAGAAUGGGGAAGAACCAGAGAUAUGGACCCCAUUUCCCCCCAAACCCCAUCUUAUUCUAUUAUUAUUAUUGUUAUUAUAAUUAUUAUUUGAUUUUUCUAUUUUGCACAGCAGACUCUGGUCUUCCACUGUAUUCCAGUAUUCAGUUGUGCAUCCUAGUUGUUUGAAAUGUAGAGGAAAUUCUGGAAGUGGUACAGUCUUUGGGGGCCUGUGAAGCAUCCCCAAGAAAUAUUAAAAUGGGAUUAGUGUACGGCUGUUGUAAGCACUAUGGAGGAAACAGAGAGCCAUACCUUGGAUGCAAGUUUCAGUGGUCUGGAAGAGCUUGGGUUGCUUUGCACUGUGAUAGGUGGUUUGUGUGUAAUAGGUUUACUUCUCCAUGUAGAAGCAGGGAAAAUAGACUUAGACUGGGAUACUGAGCACAGCUAUGUGGUAGUAAGUGCCAGUGAGAUCAAUGGGAAGGAUUUGUUGCCAAAUAAAUGUGUUUAUUUAGAAUUGGUGUGCCAGUGUGCAAAGCAGGACUGUGGUCAUUUUGUUUCUCACAGUAAGACUAAUUAGAGGCAAAUUUGUAGAGAGUUACAUAAUCUGCAAGUAAUCAUUUUCUUGGUGUCGAUAAAAAAGAAGAGCAUUUUACAGAGGAAUGCAUUUCAAAUUGUGGCAUAAAUAAUUCUAGUUUGAUACAAAUGCCACCCCUAAGUUGUCAUUAUGCGUGUUACACCUCAUGGUCCUGCUCUGACACUUCGCGUUGUUAGAGCUACCCUAAGGUUGUUUAAUACAGAGACAUUCCUGUAACAAUUACCUUUGGAUUGCUGCUGCUGCAAGAAUCAUAAAAAGUGUUGAAAUGUU
This is a messenger RNA of Pogona vitticeps (central bearded dragon), 2978 nucleotides long. The record is from RefSeq and is a predicted model, not a curated record. Lineage: Eukaryota; Metazoa; Chordata; Lepidosauria; Squamata; Agamidae.